This is a messenger RNA of Protopolystoma xenopodis, 840 nucleotides long. The record is from the annotation of a GenBank genome assembly. Lineage: Eukaryota; Metazoa; Platyhelminthes; Monogenea; Polystomatidea; Polystomatidae.
AUGGACUGGCAAUUGACAGUCUCUAUCCUCGUAGACGUAGUUGUCAUAGUGUCUGGUUGCCUUUCCGUCUAUCCUUGCGUCUGUCGGUUGGUGGUCUUGGAUGAGCAGACCCAUUUCCCAUCUGAGGCAGCCUCAUUCGUGCGGAGUUGUCUGUGCUUCUCCGGCUUCGUUUCUUCUGCCUCCAGUCGACUAUUUGUCCAUUUGGUUUCUAGGCAAUUGCUGACCAUUGUCGAUCCAUUUAUGCCCGUCCAGACCCAAAUGGCCGUGGUUUCCGAUCUUUUCUGCCGUAUCCGAGACGAAAGAUCUGUGUCCCAUUCGUCUAGAGCCAAAUCCAUCCAAGUUUGUGUUCCCCGGCCCGAAGCGCUAAUAGACGUCCUCCUGAUCCACCCCACCACGACAAACGGACAUGUGGUUCCACGCGAAAUGUGGCCUAUGCCCCCCAGUCGGCAGGCCCAGCCUCAUUCAAGCCCAUCCGUCGGGCAGUUGUCGGCCGGUCUCGGUUGUCCUACCCACUGGACGACUGAGUCUGUCUGCCAGGCACCAGAUGACGGUACUUUGAGAAUCCCAGUUGUCAUGACUUACAUUCUAGACUGCUCGACGACUUGGCGGCUCCUGUUGAGGCUUCUGCUGAUGCUGUUGGUCAUCAGUCCGGCUGCACGGCAGAGGUUCCGAGUAGAGGCUGAGGAGAUCGACUCGACGGGUGAGUGGUAUUGUGUGCCUAGUUGGAGGAGCAGAGAUGAGUGGGAGGGAAGACGACCAAGUGAGAAUUGGGGUCUCGUAAAGUUGGAGCUGGUACGUGGGAAUCGGUCAAAACUGGCCGAACGUCUGCGAGCCGAGUAG